AUGCAACAAGGGUCGGAGUUAAUCAUAGUUCCAUGGGGACAAGGGAGUGUCUAUUGUUUUACUACACGCACCACAAAGUACUCAGCCGCGCAGUACGAAGCUGAGUGCCUUCAGAAAGACCUUCAGCGCAGCCAAUCAGAAGUGGCCGACUUGCAACGCUCACUAGAGGCGGCACAACUGGAGAUUUUUGACCUGAAAUGCACCGCCUACGGCAGUGGAGGUAACAAUGAGGAGUUGCGGGCUCUUCAAGCUGAGAGUGCGGCCACCAUUGAGGAACUACGGCAAGAGAAUCGCAAUGCCCGAAGAAGGGUAGCCGAGGUGGAGGCGGAAUUCAGAUUACUGAAGGAGUCGCAAAAUACCUCUCUUACUCCUUUGAUUCAAGAAGACUUUAAAAAGCAACUCUCCGAGUGGAAACGACGGCUGGGGUUACGCUCCUCUGCGGAGUUGGAUGAGGUAUUUAAUGGGAUAAAUGAUCGGCUAGACAGAGCCCUCACGUACGAGGUUAGAACGAAUGAGGCAGAUUUUGCCCAACAGGAGCUGAAGAACCAGCUACGAGAGUCCCACAACUCCGCCAGCGAAUUGGCCAAUCGGGUUGAGGCUCUGUUAGCUGAGAAGGAGGCACUCAAACGGGAGGCGGGUUUGUGGAACACGGAGAAGCUCGAUCUCAUGGCAACGCGGGGUCUGCUGGAGCAGCGAGUCACCGCCUUGGAGCGGCAAUUGGAGGAGGUGCGUGAAAAGCUUGUUGCGGAAACUGCGGCGACAAGACAGGUGCGCAUGGAGAGUCAACAAUUUCUUCUGGAAAGGAACUCGCAGACGGUGCAAUUUAAUGCUCUUGUGGAGUCUCUGGCUGCGACUCUGAGCAUUGUUGAGUCUCCCUGUGCACCAACGGAGGCCACCGUCAAGGAGAGGGUGACAAGGCUGACCACUGAGCUGCAGUCACUUAAAAAGGUAGAAUCGGACUUGGAGAAGAAGGUUGAGCAUUUGAACAAGCAAUUUGAGUUUCAAUUCACCAACGGACAGGCACUGGCCGAUGAAUUGAACACGUUGAAGUGUGAGCUAGAGGGCGCGCACAAGGCAAAGGAAAGGUUACAGUGCGAGUUGGAUGGAUUUCGGUUGAUCAACAGUCAGAAACAACUCACCCAGCAGAAUCUCGGUAAAGUUGUGGAGCUCUGUGAUAAGCUACAUAUUCAAGUCGGGCAACACUCUCACUCAGCGUUAAUCGAGUUAAUAGCGAGUAAAGUGGCAGACCUCCUUGAUAAUGGCUGCAUUUCACCAGAUUGCAUUCAGAGAUCCACUGUCUCCAAAAGUCACCCAAAACAUCUCUGCAUAGAAACGAGAAGUACUCAGCAUAAUUGCAUUCAGAAGCAUAAAUUCAAAAAUGGCAACAACGAUUGUCCAAGCUGCGUUCACCUCCAAACCACCCCUCUGGACUUGGCCAAUCGCGCACCAGACUGGAGUGACCUUGAAGUGAGAAGGGUCCAGCAUUUGUGCGCUGAGUGCCUGCUCUGUUUGGCAAUGGCUUUGCGGCAUCGCUUGCAUGCAGUCAUGACGGUGGCCCCGGACAGAGAGAAACUGGAGAAGGAGUUGGUGGGCGAAUUGGAGAAGGCAAAACGCGAGAUGGAGGAGAUGCAUGAGAGAGUCAUGAAAAUGGAGAAUGAAAAGAGUGAAGAAUACGAGAAAUUGGAACAGAUUGUUUCCAAGUUGGAGGCCUUGAGGCAGCAUCAGGCAAAGAGAAUCGCCGGACUGCAGUCAAAAACACAACGACAGAGCACUCUGGAGGCACAGAAGGAUCAGCAGCUUAGUGCAGCAAAGAAUUUCCUCAUCGAAAAUCGGCAGAAACAGCUACGAAAACACCCUGGGCCGAAUUCUUGGUCUGGAUGCUUGGCUCACGCCCAACCCAGAGGCUUUGAUAAUUCAACGUGUUCAGCAGAUUCUGUUGAACGCCUCAGCUCCAAGCAGAACGCUGUUUCUAACACAACCGUUUGCUCCAUUCUCGUUGCCACAGCCGACAUUUGCCGCUCCACAACUUCCCGCCUUACCAGGACCAAGCCGUGA
Echinococcus granulosus is the source of this 2055-nucleotide messenger RNA. Its product is annotated as Kinectin (Kinesin receptor) (CG-1 antigen). The record is from RefSeq and is a predicted model, not a curated record. The transcript is spliced from 12 exons. Bases 1 to 2055 code for a protein of 684 amino acids. Lineage: Eukaryota; Metazoa; Platyhelminthes; Cestoda; Cyclophyllidea; Taeniidae.